Messenger RNA from Rhopalosiphum maidis (corn leaf aphid), 1335 nucleotides. RefSeq lists its product as uncharacterized. NCBI's taxonomy places the organism in Eukaryota, Metazoa, Arthropoda, Insecta, Hemiptera, Aphididae. Gene Ontology annotation, biological process: regulation of transcription by RNA polymerase II. The transcript is spliced from 4 exons. Bases 1 to 1335 code for a protein of 444 amino acids. The record is from RefSeq and is a predicted model, not a curated record. Gene Ontology annotation, cellular component: nucleus; transcription regulator complex.
AUGCCGAACGUCAACGGAUUUACCCACGAGGACGACAUCGUCCUGGUCGACUUGAUCCGCGAACACCGCGAGCUUUACGACGUCAAGCACAAGAGGCACAAGGAUAUUGUGUUCAAGGAUCGCAUAUGGAACGAAAUAUCAAUCGAGAUUGGAAAAUCAGUUUAUCAAUGCAAGAGACGAUGGAAAAAUAUAAAAGCUUUUUACUUAAAAAAUAAAAGUAAUAUGGAAACCGGAUCAUCAGUGAAUAACAAUUGGUCAUUGUCUACUUAUGUAUCAUUUCUAGAUGAAAAUCUAUAUAGACAAAACAUUCAAAAUGAUGAAGUACAACUGGAACUCGGGGAACAAAUUUUUGAUAAGUUUUUGAAUGACGAUAAUUUAGUAUUGCCAUCUUCUUCUUCUGCUGAGAAUGCUUCUCAAUCAAAAGAAGACAAAAUAGCGGUUAUUUUAGCAGAAGGAUUAAAAGAAAGAAAUGAAAUACUGUAUAAAAGCUUGAAAAAGCAAAUUGAAAUACUCGAUAAUACUUCAUUUACGGUCACAAUUCAAUACGAACAAAAUGCCACUUCAAAUGUUCAAAGCGAAGAAUUGAAAAAUGAACACGAAGAAAACAUCGCUGAUAAUACUGUCCAUGGUGGGGAAUUUACAUUGCCACAAUUACCGGAUUCGGUAUCUUGUUAUUUAGCUGAGAAACUUGCUCAAUCGAAGGAGAGAAAUACGAUUUUACAUAAUUUGCAAAAACAAAUUGAAAUGCUUAAUAAUAAAUCAGAAACUACUAAAUCAUUGGAUUUGUUUUUUAAGAGCGUAUUACUAGAUGUUCAAGAUUUCUGUCCUCGUGCAAUUGAUGAUAUCAAACCCAGAAUUUUGAAAUGUGUCUCCGAAGUCAGACAAAUGUAUCAUAACUCAAACGUAUCACCAGAUAAUUUGUCUUGUUCUACUAGUGAAAAAUGUACCCGUCUCGACGAAGGAAAUACAAUUUUAUUCAACUUACAAAAACAAAUUGAAGUACUUAAUAGUAAAAUGGGGGUCACUAAGACAAUGGAUUUAUUUUUCAAGAGUGUAUCAGCAGACAUAGAAGAUUUCUGUAUUCGUGCCAUUGAUGAUGUGAAAAUCAAAAUUUUGGAGUGUAUAUCUGAAAUUAAAGAAAUUUAUUCUCUUUCAGAUUUAGGUUCAGUGACCUCUUCAAUAAAUGGUAACUCAACACCCAAUUAUGUACCACCACAGACUCCACCUAUAAACCUCAACAACAUGCCACGAUCGCAAACUCAAGGAUUUAUAACAUACUAUAAUGUACCUCUCUAUUGCAAUGCGCCGUCUAACUAUGUUAAUUCAUAUUAUUAG